AUGGCACCAGUGUUUCCGCUGGCUUUGCCCUUGGGCUCGCAGUUGACCACUGAACGCUAUGCUGUGUCUCUCCUUUCAGUCGAGGUGGGGUCUAACGACGAGUUCGUUUCUAUCAUACUUGAUGAUUCUGGUGAGAAAUUCAUGGCCCAAAGGCGAAAAGGGACUUCAGUUGACGAAAACUAUCACCCGAUGUACACUGAUAACACUUUGAAAUCGUUGGCAGCAAUGCAGCCAUUGCUAAUUUGCUUUGAUCAAACAUCACCUACAAGAAUUACAGUGACAUUCCGGUCAGACUAUACCAAAACAGGGACAAGGGGAGUUGCCAUGGGCGAUUUGGUGUUUCAAAAAACGAAUUCAGCAGGUCUGACAGCAAAGGAGCCUGCUAUUCUCAUAGAAUCGCAGACUUAUUAUGCAUUUAAAAGCACGCACACACUGACCCCGGAGGAUUCGGGUACCUUGUAUUUUGAGUUGGUGGAGCUAGCUACGACAAAUAGAGUGCUGCACCAGUUUGCGGUUCAAGUGCGACUGGUAUCAAUCAAUCAACGAUCCGCAGUCAAAUCAGAGAUACCUCAACCACAGCCUCAGUCUCAGUCAAAGGGGAAUCCGUUUCCGGUCUCAUUAGUGGAUGGCCCAGCUUUCAGAUCUACGCUGGCUGAGUACGAGGAGAGAAUUCCAGCUUUGAUAUCUAUUUGCAAGGUUUUGAGCGAGGAUUUGACUUCCUUGGAAAGUUCCAUGGCUCAGACAUCCAAGCAGAGGACUCGAUUGAGGGCAUCUCUCCAACAAUUGGUAAAUUCGCUUCCGCCAGAUUCUUCGACACGGUCUUCUGUUAGCAUAAGGCUUCGUUCGGCGUGUUCUAAUAUUGACGAGAGCUAUGCUGAGCUUCGUGGUGUUUUGGCACAGACAGUAUACCCACUACUCAAGAACCAUGGCUCAGGGGCUGGUUUGGAAACUUUGGCUACCCGAAAACGCACAUUCGAGGAUGAGAGCUCAAAGUAUUACGCUUGGCUAAGUAAGUACCUCGGCUCAGGCAAGACGAAGGACGAAAAGUUUCUGUCGAAACGGAAAAGCUUCGAGCUGAGCAAGAUCGAUUACAUUACAUUCUUGUCGGAGUUUGGCAUAGACAAAAGCCUGAAUAGGGAACAAUCACAAAGAAGAUUACGGGCAAGGGCUAGAAUUGAGCAGGCCUCGACUCCAGAAGGGUUGAAGAAGGCCUUAGCCGCUGUCUCCGUGGACCCUGAUAGUGGUGCGGUCUCCAAGCAAAGAUCAGGGAUCCUGUUCACUCAAAACGGCCAGGGCAAAAUUGGCUGGCACAAACAAUGGGUCGUCCUGGCGGAUGGAAGGCUUUCUGAGUACAUGGACUGGAGAAAAGGUGAAUCAAUAAGAAACAAGCCCAUUGAUAUAUCGCUUGCAAGCAUCAAGCCCGUGGAUGGGGACAAGCGCAAAUUCUGUUUUAGAAUUAUCACAUCCGAUGGAGUGGAGCACGUUUUUCAAACCAUCGAUGAGGAUGACAGGGAGGGUUGGAUAACAGCACUUUACGACGCAGGCCAACAGAUCCGCUUUGGCAGUAACAGUUCGCAUUCGUCUCUAGCCGAAGACAAAGGAUCCCACAAGAGCAAACAGGAUUUGGCUCUCAACAGAUCGAGGCGCAUAUCCUCUGUUUCUCUGACAAAUCUUGCUGCAGUCCAUGGUGCAGAUGCAUCGAACGCAAUUUGUGCUGAGUGUUCCUCAACAGAUUCCGUUGAGUGGAUUUCGAUCAAUCUGCUAACAGUAUUCUGCGUGAAAUGUUCCUCGGUACACCGAUCUCUCGGGACCACCAUAACCAAAGUGAAGUCUUUGAAGCUGGACAACUUCCCGCCUGAGGCGCUGCACAUGUUAUGCAAAGUGUCGAAUUUCAAGUCACGUCAAAUCUGGGAGGCAAGACUCUCACCCGCAAAAAAGCCGCGAGUGGGUGUUUCAGACCAGGAACGGACCCGCUUUAUCGUUGACAAGUACUCGGCAAAGAAAUAUGUCUCGCCACUGUCUACUACAGAAGCUGUGGACUUGCUUAUCCACGGAGUAAGGCGCGGGAAUCAUUAUGAGAUUAUCGAGGCUCUUGCGGCCGGUGCUGACCCAAAUGCAAGCGUCAUGAUGAAAGGGGCGACAGUUCCCUUAAUUGCGUACGCACUACAUCACCCAAACACAGACAAAUGCGGAGCGGUUGUUUACGAUACAGCAGAACUGCUGUUUCUGAACGGGGCUCUUCCAGGUGCGAAAAUCACACAAACGUAUGGACUGGAACCAGACGCCGUGCAGUUUUGGCAAGCCAGAAUCAACAGACUAAAUCCUCAGCAUGAGCAUGCAAAACAAUUACCACAAGUCCCAAAGGCCGUACAGGGUGGCCAAUCACUCAAGCCACCUAGCAGUGUACGAAUUCCGGCAAGCACGAGCAGUAAGUUUUCUUUGUUGAAGAAGAAGACGAAGAACUGA
Kuraishia capsulata CBS 1993 is the source of this 2466-nucleotide messenger RNA. RefSeq lists its product as uncharacterized. Bases 1 to 2466 code for a protein of 821 amino acids. The record is from RefSeq and is a predicted model, not a curated record. Gene Ontology annotation, cellular component: endosome; trans-Golgi network. Gene Ontology annotation, biological process: intra-Golgi vesicle-mediated transport. The transcript has a single exon. Gene Ontology annotation, molecular function: GTPase activator activity. Lineage: Eukaryota; Fungi; Ascomycota; Pichiomycetes; Pichiales; Pichiaceae.